Messenger RNA from Chara braunii, 539 nucleotides. The record is from the annotation of a GenBank genome assembly. Lineage: Eukaryota; Viridiplantae; Streptophyta; Charophyceae; Charales; Characeae.
AGCGGGCGCGUCUUCGGCAUCGCGGUUGUUCCAUCUCCUGAGGUAGUGCACAACUGCGGGACGUCUUCGUGUCACACAGUGUGCGUGGUGUCCAGUGGCAAUGCUUAGCAGCGGGCGUGUCUUCGGCGGCUGCAGCAGGAGCGAAGGUGUAGCGGGUGAGCAAUUUGCGGAGAUGGAUGGCAGCGACUGCGGCCACGGUCUGCGGGCGGAAGAGAUGGAGGCGGUGGCGAUGGCGGUGUCUACUGUCGUCCUGAAGACGAUGAACGAGAUGUCGUCGUCGUCACGAGACGUGGCGAAGCAACUCCGUAAACGACGAGCGCUGUUGCAGAGCGUUGCCGAAGCGGCGGAUUGUGUGGCGACGUGUGAGGCAGUGGUCCAGUUGUGUGCCGUGCUGUCGUCUGGCAUUUUCCCCCGGCAGACCUCGCGAUGGUGGAUUAAACGACGUACUGGCGGAACAUGGGAGGACCUCCGGCAGUGCGAUGACGCCACAUAAGAGUACUACCGCCAAAAGUUGCGCAUGUCGAUGGCCAUAUUCAAGC